Messenger RNA from Haliotis rubra (blacklip abalone), 1751 nucleotides. RefSeq names its product beta-2 adrenergic receptor-like. Lineage: Eukaryota; Metazoa; Mollusca; Gastropoda; Lepetellida; Haliotidae. The record is from RefSeq and is a predicted model, not a curated record. Gene Ontology annotation, molecular function: G protein-coupled receptor activity. The coding region runs from base 491 to 1468 and encodes 325 amino acids. The transcript has a single exon. Gene Ontology annotation, biological process: G protein-coupled receptor signaling pathway. Gene Ontology annotation, cellular component: membrane.
CAUAAACAAACCAUCAUCCAGUACUGACAGUAUCUUAGAGAAGAAGUCAUGUUUUAUCGUGUUCAUGUUUGUUUCAGAUAUUGCUAGAUGUCUGCUCUCGAGGAUUACUGUAUAUACCAAGCACUUACACAUGACUUAUAAUUCUUCGGAUCACGCCAACAGAACACACCCUUCAAGGCUUGGAGCUUGAUGUGCAAAAUCAAGAGAGCAUUUGUCCUUUCUGAUAGUGGGGAAUUAUCACAUCAGUGCCAUUUGUGAUAUUGCCAUGUAAGUAAUUGUUGUACAGGUAUGCGGAGAACCGUUUACCGAUUGUGUCUCAAUUGUGUAUUUGAAAUCAAACUGUGCAAAUCGUAGCAGUUUGUGAUCUCAUCUGUGAUCUAUGAUUACAAGUGAGCAGCGGUAGCAGAACCAAGUAAAACACAGUUACACGAACAAUUUCUUCAUAUGACGUGACAAUUUUGGUGCCGUUAAAGGGUGUUCUUAUUCGAGAAUGGCGACAAAAGAGAUAGCAAGUGAAACCACUUCCAGCGGUCCCAACAUUGACUACCAAACAGUUGUGAUUGUGUUUACAACGCUGCAGGCCAUUGUGAUGGUUGUUGCGUCAAUUGGCAACCUCAUGGUCAUCGUUGCAUUUGUGCGCUACAUGGACAUGCGGCGCGCUACCAACAGGUUCAUCAUCAACCUCGCCAUGUCGGAUCUUCUCACGGGUCUCGCCAUGGGGUAUCAGAUCGCUUCGUUCUACGUCCCCGAAAUGAGCCGCCAUCUUGUCACAUGUCUGCUGCAGUUCCAGACGAUCUCAGUGUUCACGCUCUCCUCUCAACUCAGCGUCACCUUCUGCACCAUCGACCGCUACAUCGCCAUCACCGCCCCCUUCAAACACAACGUCAUCAUGUCACCCCGCAACACUGCUAUCAUGAUCAGCAUCCCAUGGGUGUACGGCGUCGUCGUUGGAGCCCUUCCCUUCCUCGGCGUCAACAACUGGACCGACGGGACAGCCUGUAUAUACGAACUGGUGGUCACACCCGCCCAACUGUACUUAUCUGCCCUCACCACGUGGUCUCAGACAAUACCAUGCUUCAUUAUGUACGGGAUCAUAUUCAAGGUAGCAUGGGAGCGAAAGAAGCGGAUUCGACCCACGAACAGAGUCCUAGUUCACCGGAUCGAAGUCCGUUCUAGUGUCAUGAUGGGGAUCGUCACCGUGGCCUUCACAGCGUGCUGGCUGCCCUUCAGCGUCACGACCUUCAUGCAAGUCAUCAACUUUAACCCCACUGUUUCCUUCGUGGGCAACUGUUUGGUGUUUGUUGGGGUAGCACACAGCAUUGUAAACCCCUUCAUUUACGCAUGGCAGAAGCCGGAAUUCCGUCGCGCGUGUGGUCGUCUGCUGUGUCCACGGUCGUUUGCUAUGCGUGAGCAACGACCUCGCUUGAAGACCAUCAGUCAACAGUCCGAGAAAUCUGACAUCACUUAGAACGGACAAGUGAGUGGAUGAUAGAGGUGAUCUAGAUGUGUACAUCCAUUGCCCGCGAACUGAAAAUACGGGAUGUGACAUAUAGAUGGCGUGAGCGGUUACUGCAGUAACAUUGAUACUAUCGGUGGGUCAUACAUUAAACUUUCAUCUGUCCAUUGUACAUCUGACCUAAGCUCCUAGAAUGAGACUGUCCAAUGCAUUGUAUUUUAUCAUAUGAAACUACAAGACAUAUAUGGGUUAGAACCAUGCCCCCUUGGGGGCCACCAUUUAUAGACCUAUUAUU